Messenger RNA from Nicrophorus vespilloides, 735 nucleotides. Its product is annotated as sodium channel protein Nach-like. The transcript has 5 exons. Bases 1 to 735 code for a protein of 244 amino acids. The record is from RefSeq and is a predicted model, not a curated record. Gene Ontology annotation, cellular component: membrane. Gene Ontology annotation, molecular function: ligand-gated sodium channel activity. Gene Ontology annotation, biological process: sodium ion transmembrane transport. Lineage: Eukaryota; Metazoa; Arthropoda; Insecta; Coleoptera; Silphidae.
AUGAAACCAAUCAUCAAAAGUACAUACGAAGAUUUCGCUAGAAAUACCAGCAUCCACGGUUUCCAAAACACCAUCGAUAGAUCCAAAUUUUCCAAGAAUUUAAACAAUGUGACUACUGAAGACGAUGUUAAAGAGGCUUUACCCAUACUCAUUUUAUUCACGAAUGCAAACUUUGCUGAAGUAAAUACAUCUCGUGAUUACUUAUGGCUGAAACAGUUACUAAACGUUAACGGAUACUCUGAACUUGACGCAUUUAAAGAGAUUUCGAUGAGCUGCGAGGAAAUGUUAGUUAAGUGUAAAUGGGAAGAACGGGAGUACAAUUGCUCCAGAUUAUUUACUGAAACGUUCACCGAUCAAAGCAGAUGCUGUUCCUUCAAUUCAGAUUUAACGAAAACCAGAAGUCCCAUUCAUACUAAAUACUUCGGACAGUACAUGGGGUUAAAAGUCAUUACAAACAAUUCCAACGACGACGAUCAAUUCAGUUUGAUUAGAGCUAAAGGGAUAACUGUAGCACUUCAUUAUAACGAUGAUUAUCCGGUUAAUGCUAAGUACAGAGUAAUAUCAUCGAGUUACAUUACGUAUUUUCAAAUAACAGGCACUAGUAUCGAGGAUUCCGAAGAGGUACAAAUGUUGCCGGUGGAUCAGAGGGAAUGUGUCUACGAACACGAAGUUAAACUUAAAUAUUUUAAUGGGUACUCCGAUAACAAUUGUCUAACGGAGUAUAUUCUAACGUAA